Molecule: messenger RNA, 2601 nt
Organism: Brassica rapa (field mustard)
Lineage: Eukaryota; Viridiplantae; Streptophyta; Magnoliopsida; Brassicales; Brassicaceae
Product: 2,3-bisphosphoglycerate-dependent phosphoglycerate mutase
Biological process (GO): glycolytic process
Molecular function (GO): intramolecular phosphotransferase activity
Source: RefSeq, a predicted model, not a curated record
GUUAUUAGAAAAUCUCUGAACGACGUGAACAGGCGCGCGUGAUAUUGAACCAUUACAAUGGUAUUACGGAGCAGAUUAGGCAUGCUAACAUGGGGUUUGAGAAAGAUGUUACUGAUGUGUUUUGCUCUGAGUUGAUUAAGAAGUAUCAGGUCGAUGAAAAUGAGAUUUGAGAUUAGUAGAUCUGCUCCUUAUCGAUGUUGUGAUCUGAUGUUUUUUUAUAUAUUUAUUUUUGUUUUGUAUGAUGAUGAGUCCGGUGAUUGGAACUAUGUUGGUGUAAGCUUUUCUUUAUAUUGAUGUGUUACUUCCCGGCUUGGGAAGUGUCUUUAAUAUUGAUUUUUUUGUUAUUCAUCUCUAUUAAUAGCUUUACAUACUACAUGCCAGCUGAACUUGAUGGUUUUAUGGAGAUUAUGAUAUAAAACAUGAGGUGGAAAGAAACUUAGAAGAAGAGGUAAAGAUAAGUAAUUUUUUGUGAAACAUAUCAUACAAAAUACAUGAAAAUUCAUAGGUACACAUUUCUAUUAAAUUAAUGAUUUUUACAAUACUAAAUGUUCGAAUUUGUAUGAUGAUUUGCACUAAGCUAAUAUAGUGGUUGUGUUUUAACUACAUCAAACAGAUUAAAUCGGACUGGACUUAAUUACAAACCAUCCCAAAAGCGUCAGAGUCAGGUCUUUGGACUGACUACAAACUCAACUCCCCAAUCUACUUUGGGUAUCAAACAAAAUUUUGAAUGGACUUUGGUGGGCCUAGUUAUUUCUCAUUCCAUGAUAAAAUAUUGUGCGUGUGUGUGUACACACUACAGAGAAAAACUUUUAAGCGAACCAAAGAGGCAAAGAGACCUCAGGUUUGGUAUGCAACCCUACCAAGACACCAAGGGUUAUUGGACCAACUGUCCCCAAUCAGUUACUAGUACAUCACCAAACUCAAUAUUCCAUAUUAUAUUAUAACGUAUUUCUGCAAUUUCACUUGCAGUUUAUUCGAAUUAUAAAAAUAAAAACAGUUGUGGGAAGCAAAACAAAAAACAAAAUAAAAUAACGAGAAUUGAAGAAAAUGCCAAAAAAAAGACAGAAAAUGCCAAAAAAAAGACAGAAAAACAGAACCAGAAAAUUGCCAAAUGUCAAAAACCCAAGUUUGGUCGCCGUCAGAAAGAAAACUUUCCAAUUCGUAGAAGAGAAAAAGGGAGAGAGUCAAAUAAAAACCCUAAUCAUUUCAAUUGAUCCCACACACACACACACACUGCCUUUAACAACCCCCCUGGCGUCGUCGUCUUCCCAUUAUCUUCUCUCGUCCUUAUAUAAAGAUUCAAAACUUUCAUCUAUUGUUCUAUUGUCCUUCUCCUCCUCUCCAUCCUCGGUUUCAUCAUCGUCACAGCCUCUUAACUGUUUUGCAGAAAUGGCUACGGUUGUGUCUCAGCAAGCAAUUACUUCUCAAAGACCUUCUUCUAACUUCAAAGCUUCUCACUUUCUAAAGGAACCUCUCAAUGUUCCUAUCAAACUCAGACAAAAACAAUUCAAGAUCCAAGCAACUGCAUCUCAAGCUCCACUUCUUGACCCUGUCUUGUCUCCUUCCAAGACCAUCCCUCAAUCUUACAAGAAAAAAUCAAAUGAAGCAUCUCUGAUACUAAUCAGGCAUGGAGAAUCGUUGUGGAACGAGAAGAAUCUCUUCACGGGCUGUGUUGAUGUUCCAUUAACCGAGAAAGGUGUGGCUGAAGCUAUCCAAGCCGGGAAGAGGAUCAGCAACAUCCCUGUUGAUUUGAUCUUCACUUCUUCUCUCAUCCGUGCUCAGAUGACUGCUAUGCUUGCCAUGACUCAACAUCGCUGCAAGAAGGUUCCAAUCAUCUUACACGAUGAGAGUGAAAAGGCGCAGACUUGGAGUCAUGUUUUCAGCGAAGAAACUAGGAAACAGUCUAUCCCUGUUAUAGCUGCUUGGCAACUGAACGAGAGAAUGUAUGGAGAGCUGCAGGGGUUAAACAAGGAAGAAACAGCUGAGAGAUAUGGAACACAGCAAGUUCAUGAAUGGCGUAGGAGUUACCACAUUCCUCCUCCUAAAGGAGAGAGCUUGGAGAUGUGUGCUGAGAGAGCAGUUGCUUAUUUUGAAGACAAUAUUCAACCAGAGCUUGCGUUUGGGAACAACGUGUUGAUUGCUGCUCAUGGGAACUCGUUGCGGUCUAUCAUUAUGUAUCUUGACAAAUUAACUUCUCAAGAGGUUACAAGUCUAGAACUAUCUACGGGUUUACCGUUGCUUUACAUCUUCAAAGAUAGAAAGUUCAUGAGACGAGGAAGCCCCGUUGGUCCUACAGAAGCUGGUGUCUAUGCUUAUACUAAGAGAUUGGCGCAAUACAGACAGAAGCUUGAUGAGACCCUUACCUAAUGGAAGAUCUGUCUCUCUUUAGUUUUGUCUUUCACUUUCUGAGUUCUUAUGUAGUGAGACAAGAAUCAUCAAGAACAGUUUUAUAAUAUGUACUAGAUACAAAAUCACGUCCGUUACAUUGUUAUUACCACUCCAGUAUUGAGUUUGGUUUAUAUGUUUUGAGAUUCAGACAUUAACGGUAAGAAUGAGGUUCAUCUCUAACGCUUAAGAAAUACUUUCCUUCGUUAGCUUUGA